This is a messenger RNA of Caenorhabditis auriculariae, 3697 nucleotides long. The record is from the annotation of a GenBank genome assembly. NCBI's taxonomy places the organism in Eukaryota, Metazoa, Nematoda, Chromadorea, Rhabditida, Rhabditidae.
AUGUGUGUGACAAAGAAGUAAUUUUAAUCGAAUGGUGAUCAGAAAAUUAAAUAAAAUUUCACAGAAACAAGAGCAGGAACGAUGACAGCGAGGUUGGUAGCUGCGCUGAGAAGCUUCCGAAAACUGGUGAUUUUUAGGAUUAUUUAUCAGAAAUUCAAAGCAAAAAAACGCUUCGGUUUAAUGAGAAACAAGUAAAAAUAAUAUGUAGAUUCAGUGAAUUGAUUUAAGUUCAGCCAUCAAUAUUUUUUUAGGAGUACGGCGCUCCAAAUUGUAUUUUCUCAGAUAUUCAUGAUUUUAGCUUUCAAAUUUCCACAGAUAAAGAGACAUACCAAUCGAACAAGGAAAAUGAGGCCUCUACUCCAAGAGGAACGACACCGGUGAUCGGGGAUAGUAUGAAAGUUGCGAAAAGCUCUGAAAAGUCUAAAGAAAAGGUCUCCUUCAUUAUUUUUCUGAGAGAAAGAAAAAAAAAAUUAAGGUUCUGAAAUGGAUUCAUCGAACUCUUGAAAUGGGUGUGGAUGGCUUGGUGGCCGAGUUUCAGAAAAUCCCCAAAGUUGAUCCUAAGAGCUUCUCGACCAAGGCAUUUAGUGAAAACAAGGAAAAAAAUCGGUGAGGAAGAAACCAACGACGUUUCUCAGUGGAAAAUGCUAUGAUUUUUUUCUCAUUAAUAUUUUUCCACUUCAGUUUUUUUGAGUCAUCAAGAUUGAUUUUAUAUCAACAAGCUUUUUCAUUGAAAAGAAAAAAACGAAAGAAGGAAGAGUAAAAAAAUAUGAACGGGGAUAAUCAACUACUGUGUCUCGAUCAAGUGCAAGUUAACUCUCUGCACACAAAACUCUCUUCACGACAUCAAGAUUUUUUUUCCAGCUCCACUAUUUUUUUCGAUUUUUUUUAUUUCCCCACCUUUUCCCUCGUUUUUUUUUUGUUUUAUUUUACAAAAUCAAUGUUUUGUGUUAUCGUUCUAAAUUUUCGAAUGAAGAUUUUUCUUGAAGUUUGCUCUAAUUAUUCAGAUACCAAGACGUUCCCUGCCAGGACAACGAUCGGGUUGUUCUCACUUUUCCAGGCGUUUCCACAGACUACAUCCACGCCAACUAUGUGGGAACGGCCAUUGACAAGCGUCGGUUCAUUUGCACACAGGUUUUUCUUGGAGAUUCAAUUUUCAUGAGGCUAAUGUAUAUAAUAUUCAGGGUCCUCUUGAAAAAACGCUCUUCGACUUUUGGGCGAUGGUUAUCCAGGAAAAGUGCGAAACCAUUAUCAUGUUGUGCAACUUUUGUGAGCAGGUCUUGUCUAUCCUCAGCUCAAACCUUUUAAUUUUUGAUUUUUUUCAGGAUAAAAUAAAGUGCGAGCCGUAUUGGCCGUCGGAGAAGAACGAGGAGCCUAAAAAGCAAGUGAUGAAGUUUGGCACCGCGCCAAAUGAGAUCACCGUUUCGAGUCCGGAUGUAAAUAUUCCGUAUUAGUUGCAGAGCUAUUUCAAUAUUUAAAAAAAAAAUCAAAAUUUCUUAGUUUUUUGGAUUGGUUGGAAAUAUUGUAGUUUCUUGGCUUAUUCUGUGAUUUUUUCAAAUUGAAUUGAUGGAGCGUUUGAAAUGUUUCUGGCUACUCAGGAAUUCCAAAGUGGUCCCUAUAAUGGUUAGGGAGGAAAAAAAUCUCUAUAGGGGACGAAAAAGUGUUACCUGUAGGGCUACAUAUGGGUCUUUCGAUUUCGUUCAAAAAAACUUGUUUUUCAUUUUUUCUCUUGAAAACGCUUAGACUUCCUCUUCAUCUAGAGUUCAUAACGAUUAUCGACUAGCAUGUCCCCUAUAGAGGCAACUAACGGAAACCUCUAUAGGGACCAUUUUUGCAGGCUUUAGUGGCCCCCCUAUGGGUUGGUAAAAGGGUUCGUAGAUAGGGACCGCUCUGGAGUUCCUAAGUAAUCAGUAGAUUUCUUUCAAAGACUUUGAAAAAAAUUUUUUUUUGGACCUUUCUCUAUUUUUCUUCAAAAAUUCUUUUUUUGGAACUUGUUUGAAAAAUUUCGGAUGGAAUUUCAAUACUGUGAUGGCUUUUUAUGGUCAUUUGAAGUUUUUUUGAGAAAAAGAAAUUCGGGUUGAUUCUUGUUUAGUGGAAAAAAACAACCUUUUGAAUUGUUAAGAAAAUUCCUAAGAAAUGGCAAAUUGUUGGCCAGAGGCUUUAAAAGUCUUUAAAAUGAGCAAAAUUACCUGUUUACUUUUCAAGAAACCGUAUCGGAUGAAAGAGGACGCCGGCAUCAACAUAACGGUCCUAAAAGUGGAGUGGGUGGAGGGCGGAGAUCUGAAAUCGCGCCAAGUUCGGCACUAUCAAUGGGAAAGCUGGCCGGAUCGUGGGGUUCCUCAGAACAAACUCACGCCAACCGUAAAAAGGACACCUUUGUUGCGUUUCGAAACAUUUUGAGGCGUUUAGGAACUGUUGUCGUACGUUCGGGGCAACCCGAAUCCGAUCGUCGUCCACUGCUCGGCCGGCAUCGGAAGAACCGGAACGAUUGUCGCGAUCGCCUACGUUCAGGAGAGAAUGCAGGCUGGGGUCAGUAGAAGGAAAAGAUUAGAAAAUGAACUAGAUUUUGUUUUAAAAAAAUGAUUUCAAAUUUUUUUCAAUUAACAGGGUUGCCUAUAGGGGGCUUGAGUUUAGGCGCUGCCAAAACAGAACCCCCCCCCCCCCUUCAGGCGCGAGUUGUAUGCAUAGAUUAUUACAAGGAGGUCACUUUGUGGUUUAAAUUGCCUGAUAUUUGGCCAGAGCGACGCUCCUUGAUGCACCAGCUCAUUUUUAACGAAACCACAAACCCCAAAACAGUUCAUUAGAACGGGUUUUCUUUGUCUUUGAGGUGACCUUGUUCAAAAAAAAGAUGUUUUGCAGCUUCUGAAGUUUUAUGAACAAUUUUACCGGCCACAAGGUGAAACUACCUCCCAGGAUCUAUGCCUAGAUUUCGUGCCAUGAUACUUCUUCUGAAAAAAAAGCUUCCUUGUACUAGGGGUACCAUUUAGAACUCUUGAGUGGCCACUAAUUUCCGUUCUAGUGGACAAUAUAGAGAUUCUCUAUUUAGUGGCCCUUCAGUAGUUUUCCAUCCAGUAUUUCUCCCAGAAACUCUGAUAAUUUUAAAACAAACAUGUUGGAUUAGUUAUGUUGAUCCACUGACCCCUUAAGUGGCACUUAGAUCUCUAUUGUGGCCACUAAUUUUUAACCCCUCAAGUGGCCACUAAUUUGACGAUUAUAGUGGUCACUAAAACGUCAAAUCCCUAUAGUGGCCACUGAAAAUUUUCCCAGUAGGAUCUAUAUUUUGGCAGCGCCUAACAUUGCAUCCCUCCGCGCUCAAGUCGUCUUGGGUCGGGCGCUCACAAAUUCGUUCCCUGUGCGAACAUGAUCCUAUAAGCUAGAGCGAAUGGUGUUGAUUCUGUUUGAUAUGAUUAUCUAAUUUUUCCAAUGGAAAAAGGUUUUUCUACAGAAAGACUGCAUGGAGAUGGUUGAAUUGGUGCUGGAACUUCGCCGCCAUCGACCCUAUUCGAUUCAAAACGAUAUGGUGCUUGAAAAAUUGGGAAAAGUCGGAGUAAUCUACGGUUUUGAGCAAUAUCUCUACCUCCACCGCGUACUUCUCGCCUACUUUUUGGAGAAACACCAGGACAAGUUGAAAUUGCCGGCUGAAAGCAGGGCGAAAUUCGACGAGUGGGUCGCCCGCUACGACACCCUUACCAAAGGAUAA